AUGAAGGCGACUAACGGCCUGCUUCUUCAGUAUGAGCACACGCUGAAAGCAGAGCUGGAGAGCAGAAAAGCCAGCUACCACCAGGACAUUGUUUCAGGCCAGCAGCCUGUAGCAGAACCAGAGGAACAAUCAGAUCCUCAGACAGAGGAGGAAAGUCAUGCUUCCAUUGACAUCUCCUCUCUUCACCUCAACCAGACAAAGAAUGGUAAUAAAACUUCUGUGGAGGCAAAUGCUGAAGAGAUUCAUGAGGAAAACAAGGUCCAGUACACGAGCGUCUGCAGCCCGUCCUCAGGAGGAGAAAACAGUGAGCUGUGGUCAGGUCAGCCGUUAGAUGAGCAAAGACACCCAGAUGAGCUGCACCCUGACGAGCAGGAGCAGGAAACUGAACAAGAAGACCAAGUCUUGCAAUCCACUGUAUCCGCUGUGGCGGUUGACGAAGACGUAGCUAUGGAUGAAGAGCAGACACCGAGCGAAGAGGACAAUGAGGGACUCGCUGCUUUUGCUCAGUCGUCAUCUCGAGACAAACAUCCUCAGUCGACCCCGCUGGAGAUGACAGCUGUGCCUUCAACCCUGACGUUCCCAUUUAACUUCAGCCCUGCCAGAUCUCCACGUCACGGCACCUCCGAUACCAAAUCUCCAGCGUUCCUGUUCUCUCUGAACUCAGAGCCCAGCACCCCGGGCUUCUCCGGCUUUGGGUUUGAAGCGGGCUCUUCACAGGAUGAGGAGUCCCCCUUCGCUUUCGCCGGCUCUUUUUUCAACGAGAAGAAAACUACAGAACCAAAGUCUUCAACCUGUCCUGAGUUCCUGUUUGGACAACCAGAGCAAAGUGAAGUCUUCCAGUUUGCCUUUUCCUCCAAAAGCCCUCAGACAUCUAACAAAGACAACACCGGGGACGACUUUCCAUUUUCAUUCAAUUUUUGAGAAUUGGAAGAAAAACACCUGAAAUGCUGAAUUAUUGUGUUUUUAAUACCAGUUUGUUACUGAUGUUCCUCUGUCGCG
Messenger RNA from Anarrhichthys ocellatus (wolf-eel), 999 nucleotides. Its product is annotated as protein SIX6OS1. The record is from RefSeq and is a predicted model, not a curated record. The transcript has 9 exons. Bases 1 to 921 code for a protein of 306 amino acids. NCBI's taxonomy places the organism in Eukaryota, Metazoa, Chordata, Actinopteri, Perciformes, Anarhichadidae.